Messenger RNA from Paramormyrops kingsleyae, 1511 nucleotides. RefSeq names its product potassium channel subfamily K member 3-like. Lineage: Eukaryota; Metazoa; Chordata; Actinopteri; Osteoglossiformes; Mormyridae. Gene Ontology annotation, molecular function: outward rectifier potassium channel activity; potassium ion leak channel activity; open rectifier potassium channel activity. Gene Ontology annotation, cellular component: plasma membrane. Gene Ontology annotation, biological process: potassium ion transmembrane transport; stabilization of membrane potential. The record is from RefSeq and is a predicted model, not a curated record.
ACCAAAAUGACUCUAAAUAAUCUAAAUUUAUAGUUUUUCCGCAGUGCUCUCCGAGGUAAGUCGUAUGAUAAUAAUUUCAUAAGUAAUUCAGUCCCGGGACUAAGCAAUGCAUUUCAGUUAUUAAAAAAAUAUCUGUUAAAUAUAUUUAUUUAUUUAUGCUAAUAACUGGGGAGAAUACACACAAGAGAAGCACAGCGAACAUUUCCCCCUGUCGUACUGCCAUCACAGCAAACGCAAAUACAACUUCGGAGGAAAUUUCCACAAGUCUCAGAAGUGGGGUGGUCCUGAACAAACAGCUCCCGUGAAUGUCAUCUUACGAGACCGAAUUCGGAACGCAGCUUUGGACUGACACCGGAUUUUCCAGAAGAAGUUGCGAACGGUUAGCAAUGCCGACGACUUAUCGAUCCUCAAAUCUAACAUUCCUGACUAAAGUGUGGCCACUGAACUAGAUCAUGAAGAGGCACAACGUGAGGACACUCGCCCUGAUAAUCUGCACGAUAGUCUAUUUGCUUUUUGGGGCUGCGAUCUUCGAUGCACUGGAAUCUCAACUGGAAACCACGCAGAGCACGAAGCUGCAGCAGAGGAAACGGGAGUUGAUGACGAAGUAUAAUUUAACUGAAGAUAAUUUUGACGAGCUUGAAUGGGUGCUUUUACAGCUGGAGCCUCAUAAAGCGGGACUCCAGUGGAAAUUCGCGGGAUCAUUUUAUUUUGCGAUCACAGUGAUCACAACAAUAGGUUAUGGACACGCAGCUCCCAGCACAGAUGGAGGAAAGGUGUUCUGCAUGUUCUAUGCCGUGCUGGGGAUUCCCCUCACCCUGGUCAUGUUCCAGAGUCUGGGUGAGCGCAUCAACACAUUCGUCAGGUACUUGCUCUACCGAAUCAAGAAGCUCCUCAGAAUGCAUAAGACCGAGGUCUCCAUGGCCAACAUGGUUUCCAUUGGCUUCCUCUCCUGCGUCAGCAUCCUGGGUAUCGGUGCAGCGGCUUUCUCUCACUACGAAGACUGGAGCUUCUUUCAGGCGUAUUACUAUUGUUUCAUUACUCUUACCACGAUCGGCUUCGGGGACUACGUGGCUCUGCAGAAAGACCAGGCGCUGCAGAACAACCCGAAAUAUGUGGCCUUCAGCUUCUUCUACAUCCUGAUAGGCUUGACGGUCAUCGGAGCAUUCCUUAACCUGGUGGUGCUACGCUUCAUGACUCUGAACACUGAGGACGAGAGGCAGGAUGCUGAGUGCCAGGCUUUGCUGUCUCAGAACAUGCAGGGACACAAAACCUGUGCUAGGGUCAACAGCGCCACCUCUGGCCUGGAGGGCUCUGUGCGGAGAGGCCUGUUCUGCGUCUAUCCCGAGAUGCUUCACUUUCAGUCCAUGUGCACCUGCCUUUGUUACAAGGGCCAGGAGAAGGUGCCCUACUGCAUCCCCAUGAUCUUCCCCCGGGACUGGUCAUCCUCAAACGUCGCUGUGGAACAAGAAGAGGACUUUUUUUGGGAAGCAGGUCACUGUGACAACAGCUAG